AAGCCCAAAACUCGCUGGUAUUUUUGCCCAAGAUGCAGGUGGAUCGGAGCUGUGUGGUUUCCAGUACGUGUCUGCUUUUACUUUUCUCAACUCUAAGCUGCAGGGUCAGUGAGGUGGGAGGAAUCCACCAAAGCAUCCCUCCGUCCGUGGUGAAGCUGUGGGCUUCAGCUUUUGGUGGGGAGAUGAAGUCCAUCUCGGCAAAGUACUCUGGCUCCCAGCUGCUGCAGAAGAAAUACAAGGAGUUUGAGCGGGCAGUGCGGGUGGAGGAGAUUGGCGGACUGCGGCUGGUGAAGAGGCUGGCAGAGGACAUGGAGGAGAUGUUUCACAAGAAAGCCCAGGCGAUGAAGAGACUGGUAGAGGCGGCAGAGGAAGCCCACCUACAGCACGAGGAGGAUCCAGACCUACAGUAUGAAUACUUCAAUGCGGUGUUGAUCAAUGAGGUGGAUGAUGUGGGGAACAGCGUAGAGCUGGGAGGAGAAUUCAUCCUGCAACCCAAUGACCACUUUAACAACCUGUCAGUCAACCUCAGUCUCAGCGUGGUCCAGGUGCCCACCAACAUGUACAACAAAGACUCUGCAAUCGUCAACGGAGUGUACUGGUCUGAGGCCUUGAAUAAAGUGUUUGUAGAUAACUUUGAGAGAGACCCAUCACUCAUAUGGCAGUACUUUGGCAGUGCCAAGGGCUUUUUCAGGCAGUACCCUGGGAUCAAGUGGAAGCCGGAUGAACACGGGGUCAUAGCUUUUGACUGUCGUAACCGGAAGUGGUACAUCCAGGCUGCCACCUCUCCAAAGGAUGUGGUCAUCCUGGUGGAUGUCAGUGGUAGCAUGAAAGGUCUCAGGCUCACCAUCGCAAGGCAGACUGUCUCCUCCAUACUGGACACUCUUGGGGACGAUGACUUUUUUAACAUCAUCGCUUACAAUGAGGAAUUGCAUUAUGUAGAGCCGUGCCUAAAUGGAACUCUGGUCCAAGCAGAUGUCACCAACAAAGAUCAUUUCCGGGAGCACCUCGACAAGCUGUUUGCUCAAGGCAUUGGUAUGUUAGACAUAGCUCUGACUGAGGCCUUCAAUCUUCUUGGUGACUUCAACGAGACUGGGAGGGGCAGUGAGUGUAGCCAGGCCAUUAUGUUGGUGACAGAUGGGGCAGUGGACACAUAUGAUGCCAUCUUUGCCAAGUACAACUGGCCAGACAGGAAGGUCCGCAUAUUCCCUUACCUGAUUGGUCGAGAGUCAGCCUUCGCAGAUAAUCUGAAAUGGAUGGCAUGUGCUAACAAAGGCUACUUCACUCAGAUUUCCACAUUGGCAGAUGUGCAAGAGAAUGUGAUGGAGUAUCUUCACGUGUUGAGUCGUCCCAAGGUGAUUGACCAGGAGCAUGACACGGUGUGGACUGAGGCCUACAUCGACAACACUAUGGAUGAUGGUCAAGGUCCGGUUCUGAUGACCACAGUGGCAAUGCCAGUGUUUAGUACCAAGAAUGAGACUAGGAACCGUGGCAUCCUGCUCGGGGUGGUUGGGACAGAUGUGCCUGUCUCUGAGCUGCUCAAGACCAUCCCCAAAUAUAAGCUCGGCAUUCACGGCUACGCCUUUGCAAUCACCAACAACGGCUACAUCCUCACCCAUCCAGAUCUACGGCCACUUUAUGGAGAUGGCAAGAAGCGAAGGAAGCCAAACUACAGCAGUGUGGAUCUGUCUGAGGUGGAAUGGGAGGAUAAGGAUGACACGCUGAGAAAUGCCAUGGUCAACAGGAAGACAGGGACUUUCUCCAUGGAGGUGAAGAAGAGUGUUGACAAAGGGAAGCGUGUACUGGUGUUGCAUAAUGAUUACUAUUACACAGACAUCAAGGGGACUCCUUUCAGUCUAGGUGUAGCUCUUUCCAGAGGCCACGGGAAGUAUUUCUUCAGAGGGAAUGUCACAGUUGAGGAAGGACUUCAUGACUUGGAGCAUCCUGAUGUAGCGCUGGCAGACGAAUGGACAUACUGCAACACAGACGAGCACCCAGAGCACCGCUACUUGUCCCAGAUAGAGGCAAUCAAACUUUACCUCAAUGGACAUGAACCCCACCUACAAUGUGACAAGGAGCUGAUUCAAGAGGUUCUAUUUGACGCAGUGGUGACUGCCCCUUUGGAGGCCUAUUGGACGAGUCUCGUGCUCAAUAAAUCAGAGAACUCCGAUAAAGGGGUUGAGAUAGCUUACCUGGGCACAAGAACAGGCCUGUCCAGAAUUAACCUGUUUGUGGUGCCUGACGAGCUUACAAACCAAGACUUCCUGACAGCUGAAGACAAAGAGGGGGUGUUUAACGCCGAUCACUUCCCCCUGUGGUACAAGAGAGCAGCAGAACAAGUUCCUGGUACCUUUGUCUACUCUCUACCUUUCAACUCAGGAUCAGAAAACAAGAGUGUUGUAUUGGCCAGCACCGCCAUUCAGCUUCUGGAUGAGAGGAAAUCACCCAUAGCUGCGGCUGUGGGCAUCCAGAUGAAACUGGAGUUCUUUCAGAAGAAAUUCUGGACAGCCAGCAGACAGUGUGCAGCAUUGGAUGGUAAAUGCUCCAUAAGCUGUGAUGAUGAGAACAUUAACUGCUACCUCAUUGACAACAACGGCUUUGUUUUGGUAGCGGAGGACUAUACUCUGACAGGAAAAUUCUUUGGAGAAGCAGAGAGAGCUGUAAUGAAUAAGCUUCUGCAGAUGGGCUCUUUCAAGAGGGUCACUUUGUAUGACUACCAGGCUCUAUGUUGGGUUUUUUCUGAGAGCAGUGACAGUGGACACACACUGUUGGAUCCUUACUUUGCUUUCUUCUCCGCUGUGAAGUGGAUCCUGACUGAGCUUGUCAUAUUCCUGGUGGAGUUUAACCUGUGCAGCUGGUGGUACUCUGACCUCACAGCGAAAGCUCAGAGGAUAGGUCGGACCAUGCAGGUACCAUGUGACACAGAGUACCCGGCCUUUAUCUCCGAGAGAACCAUCAAAGAGAACUUGGGCAAUGUUGACUGUGACGGCUGCAUCAAGUCCUUUGUGAUCCAGCAGAUCCCCAGCAGUAAUCUCUUCAUGGUGGUGGUGGACAACAAGUGUGACUGCAGCAUGUUUGAGCCAAUAACCAUGGACCCCAUCGAAAUCAUGUAUAAUGAAUCUCUUAAGUGCGAGAGGUUGAAGAUGCAAAAGGACAGGAGGCGCCCAGAUACCUGUCACCCUUUUCACCCAGAGGAGAACUCAAUGGAGUGUGGAGGAGCUGUGGGUCUCACCCCGUCUCUUGUUGCAACCCUGUUCUGCGUCCUCCUGGCACUGUUCUGUAGGUGACCAGAGCUGGCCACGCCUCUCCAUCUACAACUUGACUUGAAUCGGCUUGGCUCGGCAUGCAAAAGAAUCGCAACGAUGCCACAGAAAAAAACACUCCUGCCCCUUAUAAAACUGUGCCCAAUUCCAACUCACCACCUAUGCCCCAAGCCCUGAGGUACCUCCCUACAAGACACUUAUUUGAAAGGAUUGAUAAUGGAUUACAGCUGCUAAGUAGUGAUCAUUACGGUGCUUUAGCAAUAUCACAUGAGCUGCACGAAGAGGUUUUUGGGGAGAUAUAAAGUUUUGAACAUAGAAUCAAUGCUAUCAAUGUACACAGUAGCUUAAAAACUGCACAAGUGGUCCAGUAAAAGCCACUGACACUCACACCACUAUGUUCAGUCCUUUCAGGUAGCAGCUAAGGGCUGGGGUCUGUAGUUGGCCUUGGAACUGGGCAUUAGAGACACUUUACACCCAUGUGGAGAAAGACAGGUGCACCUUUUCCCUGGCCCACUUUGACUUUUCAUGGACAAUAAUGAUUCUGAAGAUAAAAAAUAAUACUGAAGAUGAAGAUGAUUAUAUGUGGCUGGGGUUGUAAUAAAAUGUUUGUCUAAUGAUCUUUUUUUCAUGAUGAGAAAAUAAGUUCUAGUCUAUAUAUGAAGAAAAAAGUUUUAUUUAUGAUUUGCAAGUGGUACCCAUAAACUGUGACUAUGAGAUUUUGAGUCCUCUGACGUGAGUGGUUGUUAGUAUUUGAGCUUUGCC
Perca flavescens (yellow perch) is the source of this 4022-nucleotide messenger RNA. RefSeq names its product calcium channel, voltage-dependent, alpha 2/delta subunit 3a (gene cacna2d3a). Bases 33 to 3284 code for a protein of 1083 amino acids. NCBI's taxonomy places the organism in Eukaryota, Metazoa, Chordata, Actinopteri, Perciformes, Percidae. The record is from RefSeq and is a predicted model, not a curated record. The transcript has 36 exons. Gene Ontology annotation, molecular function: voltage-gated calcium channel activity. Gene Ontology annotation, cellular component: voltage-gated calcium channel complex.